Molecule: messenger RNA, 822 nt
Organism: Melampsora larici-populina 98AG31
Lineage: Eukaryota; Fungi; Basidiomycota; Pucciniomycetes; Pucciniales; Melampsoraceae
Exons: 3
Coding region: 1-822 (273 amino acids)
Source: RefSeq, a predicted model, not a curated record
AUGCCGCCCAGAAAGCUUAUAACAGAAGACUUCCAGCCACUGAUUGCCGACCUAGUUGAAGAAGGCCUCACUAACGCUGAAAUACAAGUCGAACUAUCUACUCAUCACGAUCUUCAAUGCUCUCUCAGGAGUCUCACUCGUGCACGAACAGACUGGGGCCUACAAAGACUUCCAGACGAACACACCUAUGAGCUUUUCAAUGAUCUAAUCAGCUUCUAUCAUGGUCAAGGUAUGCGCGCCGAACAUAUCAUCAAUAUAAUCAAAGAGUGUCACGACUUCAACCUGUCCCCACGUACUCUUGCACGACGCUGUCAAGUCCUCGGCCUGCACCAAAAGCACGACGAUAUAGAUCUUGGAAAGGUUACUAUGGAAGAAGUAGCUGACCGGAUAUCGUCGUGUCCAUCAUAUCCUCAGAAACCAGCACGAUGUGUUUGUCCACAGCUCCCAACAAGUUGUUCACCCAACUAUUGUUACCUCGCUCCUGCAUCCAACAACGGUGUUGAAGGCCUAAUUCCAGUGACUUUGGAACAUGUUGAAGAAAUUCAAGCUCGACAUUAUCCAAACGCUGAUGAAAUCAGGACCACUUCUCCUCUAUGGCUCCGUGAGAUUUGUGCAUCAGCUCAAGAAGAACUUCAGAUCGACAUGGCUAACGUCACUAUGGAAAACAUCUGGACAGUUUUUCACAAAAUCCUUUUGUUUCUUCGAUCCUAUGAUUUAUUUCUUCUGGGAAUACCUGAGGGUGUUCCGCGUGCUGCUACAAAUCACGAAAAAGCUGUGGAAACUAUUCAAAAUCGGUUUGGACUCGUGUCGCGUGAUAAUUGA